AUGUUUUCAAACAAAUCCAUUUUAUUAGUUUUAUGUAUUGUUGGUGCAAUGGUUUUAAAUGGACAAGCUUUACCAUCUCAUCAACGACCUGAACAUAGUACAGGUGCAACACCACAAUCAACUCAACAUGUUACUUCAAAUCCAAAUAUUGAUUUAUUUUCAAUAAGUUCAACAAAUGAUGAUAGUAGUGAUGAUGAUGAUUUAACAACACCAACAACUGGCCUCAAUAUUCAUUUACCAACAAUUCCAUCUUUCACUGCUGUUAGUGAAGAUUUAGAUAAUAUUAUUGAUAAUCUUAAACCAACAUCAAUGCCAACAAUUAUUAUUGAUAACUCUGAACAAAUAACAAUGCCAACAAUUAUUAUUAAUAAACCUGAUCAGGUAACAAUGCCAACAAUUAAUAUUGAUGCUUAA
Molecule: messenger RNA, 414 nt
Organism: Adineta steineri
Lineage: Eukaryota; Metazoa; Rotifera; Eurotatoria; Adinetida; Adinetidae
Source: the annotation of a GenBank genome assembly